ACCUGUUUUAUUAAACAUAAUAUCUUUUAGUUGAGUUGAUGAUAACACGUGCUAAAAAUACUUUGUUGGCUCGGCCCAUUGCAGGACACCUUACACGACCAUCAUGGAAAUGCAGAUCAAAGCAUCAAUCACCUUUAGGCAAACAACAACAAUAUGUCAUAAUUUUCUUCAACAGAUAGCGGUCGUAUUCUUUGGGAUAAUAUAUAAAAACAUAAACUUCGAUUCAACUGUUAAUUUAAAUGAACAUUUUACUCUGUUGAACAGUGUGACUUAUCAAAUUGGCAGCAAAAACUACUCAUAUUGGAGUUUGUCCUACCAAGGAACGAUUCUUAUAAAAUUGUUUUCAAUAUCUGGAGAUUGUGAUUUGUAUAUAUCAAAAAAUGGUCUGAAACCGUUGGUAGAUCCAUUGAGAUAUGAUUUGCAUUCAGCAACUUGUGGAGUUGAUGAGGUUUUAGUACCACACUCUUUUAAACGGCCUAUUAGCAUUGGAGUCUAUGGUUAUUCUGCUUCUGAGAAGAAUUUGUGUCAGUUAGAUAUUUACAAACCCAUUGCAGAAGUUGAUGUAAUAUCAGAUUAUUUAAAAUUAAAUGGUGAAUACGUGAAUUUUGAGUUAUUACAACAAGAUCAUGAAUAUGCUAAAGAAAACAGGAUAAAUUUAGAUAUAGAAAAUAGUAGGAACAGAAAUAAUUCACCAAUACUGAAAAUAAUUGUUCAGUCUAUACUAAGCACAAGUUUUGUGAUAGAUGCCUUUCUCGAGACAUUUUUAAUAUUAAUUUAAUUAAGCUGUGAAGGAUUUAU
Messenger RNA from Ctenocephalides felis (cat flea), 798 nucleotides. Its product is annotated as UPF0669 protein C6orf120 homolog. The transcript is spliced from 6 exons. The record is from RefSeq and is a predicted model, not a curated record. Lineage: Eukaryota; Metazoa; Arthropoda; Insecta; Siphonaptera; Pulicidae. The coding region runs from base 104 to 778 and encodes 224 amino acids.